AUGUCGUCGCCUAAAGAUGUUCGCGAAAGGCGUGGCGUCGCCUCUGAACUAACCGCCGGUGCAUCUACUCAGUCGAAACACAUGAAACUCCUCGACCUCGACAUCGACGAGCUGUCGCCUCUUCCACCCGCACACGCUCUCUCCAACGCUCGCUCCGCGUCACUCGAGCGCAUACCUAGCUUGAAGCUCAAUGGUGCUUCACAGUCAGGCGCGUCGCACACCGGGACGGCAUCUGUAGCAGCAGCAGCAGCGUCGCCGGCCUUGAGUGCCGCACCCUCCUCUUUCCGUCUCGAGGGGUCGCCACCCAGCUCUCCACAACCUGCCAACAAUUCCGAGCAGCUUCCCCUGCAACUUCACCCACAGGGCGAUACACAUGGAGAACAACAGGCCCCAAAUGCAGUUCUCGCUGAUCAACAGAAUGCACGAGAAGAUGGCGCGGUUCCCCAGCUGGAACAGCCAACAUUAACGUCGAGGUCUACGCACAUCCCCUCCGCACGCUACGUCACCGUCUCGGCCAUCCUCUCGCGCUCCGAAAUGUACUAUGCCCCCGAGACCUCGGAUCAAUGGGACAUUCUUCGAUCUUCGCAGGAAAUGUCCUUCAAUGCCGGCCGAGGGGACGACAUGAACCCACUGCCGUCAAGCUCGACCGAGCCGUUCAGCAGCCUCCGCAGACGACGAAGCCAGAAGACGCGCCCGAGCAACGGUAGCGCCAUAGAGGCACUGGGUGCGCUUUUACUACAUAAAGACAGUUCCGGGCGGGUUUCGAAUCUUUCUUUUGCCCGAAACGACGACGAUGACAAUCGAUCGCUGAAAGGACAGACCAACGAUUCACACAGGCAAAAGCAGGGCUCUUCUUCGAAGCAUAGCGGCGUUCACGCAUGGACCAGUGCAUUGGGAUCCCUCAAAAAGACAGGUCUUCGUCUUCAAUUGCCCGUCCGCACAGCGUCGCAACCGUCUACAUCCGACCAUGGCGCAACCAUCGCCGAGCGCAGGGCGCAAAUGUGGCACCGAAUGCUCACGCUUCAAGGAGCUGUGGUGGAGGACACGCGCGACGGCUUCUCCAAAGUGCGCAGUAGACGAGGAGGCCUCAGCUUCGAAGUUGGCACUGUCAGCCGCAAGCAGAGCCCGUCUACGCUGCUGCAACUGGACAACUAUAAGCCUCGAGGCCAAACCAACGACAGCAUCGAUCCUGACCCAUCUCGCCGUGUCUCACAGGCCAACCUUGCUGGAUAUGACAAGACAGAUCCACAAGCUUUGGCCUCCUCAUCCAUCGAAGCGGCCAGCACACUUUCGGGCCGUCUGCCAGAUACGAUUGUGCUGCAGGCUGGCCGUCGACCGCGACUCACCCAGCUCUCCAAAUCCGAAUUCGGCGCCGGCUCGACUUUUCACAAUCAGAUGCUUCCCGAGGCGCCUCCCAGCCCUGUUGCGAUGCCUGGCGCGUGGCACGGUGGCUCAUCCUGGCGAUCCAAGCCAGGCGACGGCUACGAGGAAGGCGCCUUGCUGCUACCACCGCCCUUGCUCGACGACCAUGGCAGCGACGCUUCCAGCUUCGAAGGCCUUCUCGGGGUGCGUCGCAUGCGCGAGCGAGAAAAGGCGCGAAAGAAAGCCGAGAAGCUGGCUGCUCGCAAUCGUCCGGCCCACAAGGUCGGUCCUCUGGUUGCCCUCACCAAUUUUGUGAAGGCCGCACACGCUGCCGAGACCACUGCCAAACGGGUUCAAGGUGGUAGGCGACAAGGGCGACCCCCCGCCUUUCUUCGCAGCUUCACCGAGCCUCACCCGUCGUCACGGCCUCGAUCCGGUUCAGAUAACAGCUUGUCUCGCAUGCAGAUCGCAAAAUCGCCUGCAGUCGCACCAAAUGAUGUGUCUGAACUGGAACAGUCUGACAGGCUUGGCACACGUCCAUCUGCUUCGACCUUGCCAGCUGUGCAGACGAGCGUGGCGACGGCGGCGGUCACACCGUCAAUAGCGGAAGCCGCAGCGGAUGCUGAGACACGCAAAAGCCCCGCUGCUAUCAGCCCCUUCAUGUCGCCGGCGUCACGCAAAGCCGUGCUGUCACGCCGCGGGUCGCGGAACAACUCGAUCGACGCAACGGGUCGCCAGCUCAACACCGUCUUCGAGUUUGAGCCCUUGGACCCCGGCCAGAUUCCAGACGACGAGCUUGCAUCACCUGACCUGCCGCCGAUCUCGUCUCCACUGAUACGGCCAACUUCGAGAGGAAUUAGCAAGACCAGUGGAUUUCGCGAUUUCCCUGUAGCACCACGACUGCUCCCAGUACAAUUAUCGGUCCCGCCUUCGCCGUUUACUCCACUAGCAAUCGACCUCCGAGAUCCUCGCAGCUCCAUGGGUCCUCCAACCCCGGGCAACGGCGACUAUCUUUCGGCUCGCGCCGUGCAUUCAUCGCCACGAACACCGCAGCUGGCUCCUACAAUGCUCAGUUUGCCGCCUUCGCCAUGGACGCCGUACCAAGACGGCCCUACCAUGCCCGCUUCACCCAUGGUUCAUCUCCAUCUCAACACGAGCAGCUCUUCGCUUCGACAUGCACCUGGAACACCGCGACUCGUGCCCACGCACAUCGAAAUCCUGCCAUCGCCCUUUCCCACUGCAGCUUCCUCACGUCGCGGCUCGCUCACAUAUGACAGUCCGCAUGGUUUGCGUGCGACGAGUCUGGCGCGAUCACCACUCACAGGGCCAGAAACCGAUUUCACGUCCUUUGCUGCCUUACGCGAAUCUCAGGCAGCAAACACAGAGGCGAAGCAGGAUACAGAAGAUUUACCGGCAGAUGAUGCGAAGCCGCCCAAGCCUGUUGAAGCCAAAGGCCAUCUCCGCCUCACACCUUCUUCCAUGCUGACCGCAGCUCAGUCGAUGCACGCUUCUGCCGCAGAGACAGGCGCCGUGGGGGUUCACAAGGGCAAUUCCAAGCAGAAUAUCGCAAUACCUGCUUCGGAGGACGACACUGCGUCUCAAGAGAUGAGUGCCAGAACAUCCGAUCCGCUCAGCCGCAGGUCGUCCACUCGCCGCAGCUCGAUUCAUGUGGAUUCCUCGGGUCGUCAACGCUCCUUUGUGCUUUGGUUCUUGAUCGGCGACUUGGGACUUCGUAGCAAGGGCUCGUCUUCUACACAAAGCAACGGCAAAGACCGCGAGGCGGAUCAUGGCGGUGUGGUGGCUGUGUUUUGGCACACCUUUGCUUUCCUGGUCUUUGUGGCAGCACAUCUCGUCGAUCUCGGCUACUCGACGUACGAGAGGAUCUCGCUCGUACUUUGGUUCCUGCGCUGGAUGGUCUACAACCUGACAGGUCGAACCGUGCUGGCUCAAUGUAUGAUCGAAGCAUACGGCUUCAUUCAAGCCGAGUGGGCCACGGUAGCCCUUGAAGAUCACGAAGAGAAGGGCUCCAAGAAGCUGCUGGGUCAGCACGGACACAGAAAACCCAAGGGCCUCUCGCGUUGGCAGGUGUUGCGAGGUCUGCUGGAGCUCUACUGCUUGCACAGCGUCACUAGAGAGCGCUAUCUGGCCGAGGGAGCCGGGCUGAAGGAGCUUGACGGAUGGAGGAGGCCAGCCAGGCAACAGGGCAAGGCGAAGGCGCCAACCACGCGUGGCUCCGAUCGUCUGGACCUCGGCGCGCAACGUGCAGCAUCGCGAGCUGCGCUGGGAGACAAAAGAAGAAGCUGGGCACACUAUGCGGAACAGGGACAGGAAGAGGAAGACGCGUAUUUUGCUUUGUCAGACGAAAAGGGAGCAGCGCCUCGUGACAAUAUGCUGGACAGUAGGAACGGCCACCAGAGCGACGAUGAUGCCGACUGCGAAGAGGAAGAUGAUGACAGCAGCGACGACGAGAUGAUUGUGACGAAUCGCGGCGACGACAUUCUCGAAUUUGCAAAGACGCCUCGAAUCGAUGCCAUGCGACCAGGACAAGCCAGCAGCGGCUACUUUGGUCGCGCGUACGACUUCAUGACGUCGCCACAGGUGGGCGCUUCGCAGCCGGCCGUAGACAACCGCGAUCUUCGACCUUUCAAGGAGUCGAAUCGCGAUCUGGUGCGUACCAUCAAGUGGUGCGGUCGACUCGCCAUCUCGGCGUACGGGCUUCAUGUGCACAUUGUAGAUCUGCCGCCUACAUUCACACCCUCAGGCGACCGCUUUUCGCGCCAGACGUUUGCGUACCUCUCGCGUCUCAAUGCCGACGAUGUGCUGCACGCCGACAUCCAGACGCUCGAUGCCGAUGCCGACUAUAGUCCUACGUUUUACAUUGUUCGAGACUACGUGCGCAAGGUGGUGUGCGUAGCCGUGCGUGGAACACAGUCGUUCUCGGAUAUCAUCGUCGACUUGGAGCUGCAGACCGAGGAGAUCGAGCUGCCACAAGUGCAACCGACGCCUGGCGAAGAGUUCCGAUGCCACGCCGGCAUCUGGCGUGCAGCCAAGGCGCUGGUCUCGCCCUCGAGCAAGCUAUUUGCUACUUUGCGCCAGGCGCUUGCGGAAAACGAGGGGUUUGGCAUCAUGUUCUGCGGCCACUCCCUGGGCGGUGCGAUCGCGAGCGCGGCUGCACUGCUGCUGGCAGAGUACUUCAUCCCGGAUGGCGCCGAACCCGAUGCGGGUACGUGGGUGACCAACAUGUCGUCUGGUCUGCCUGCUCGCAGGCCGAUUCGAGCCGUGAGCUUUGCAAGUCCUGUCAUCAUGACGGCCGAUCUGGCUUCGCGAGCGGCGCUUGGGUCGGUGCCGCUUGUGACGACGGUGGUGUUGGGCAGCGACGUGAUUCCUCGUGUGGGUCACGGUCAGGUGCGAGAACUGCGGCGAGUGCUAGGAGCACUGUCGCGGGUGCGUCGUCGCCACGCCAUGGCGUCCAAGGAGGGGCAGGACGACGCGCGAGUGCACAUCCUUCGAAGCUACUGGGACUGGCGAUCCAUCUGCCGGGCCGAAGAUGCAGACGACGUGAUGCUGCACCGCAAGGAGCGGAUCGAGGCGCAGCUAUGGUCGUUGCGGCGCGAGGUGGAGAGCGAUCUGUAUGCCGCCAUCAAGGCCCGCCUGGACGCAGAGAGCACGCCGAGUGCACGCGUCCCACCUUCGCCGUGGGUGGGACCGCAGCAGCGAGAUCAAGCUCCUCUGCAUGCACUCUCGGCUCGAAGGCAGGAGCUCGACACAGCGACACUGCGCUCCGAGGCGGCGCAGGGAGGGCCGCUAGUACCGCCAGGGCGAUGCAUCUGGAUCCACAACAGGCGGAUCUAUCAUGUGGAGAGCGCACUGGCGUUCUUCAGCCUUCCCGAGCUGCGAAGCGACAUGUUUGCAGCGCAUUUCCCCGCAGCUUACGAGGAGGCCAUCUUGGACUUGCGGACAUGA
Molecule: messenger RNA, 5325 nt
Organism: Sporisorium graminicola
Lineage: Eukaryota; Fungi; Basidiomycota; Ustilaginomycetes; Ustilaginales; Ustilaginaceae
Exons: 1
Coding region: 1-5325 (1774 amino acids)
Biological process (GO): lipid metabolic process
Source: RefSeq, a predicted model, not a curated record